AUGUCGAAAACCCAAGUGACCGAAGAAGCCGUCGAACUUAACCCGGAAUUCACUUUUGAUGUCACAGGGGAUAUCUAUAGUGCAUUCCUCGACGAGCACCUCGAUGUGCAAGACCUUGUGAAAAAAGGUUCCAAGCCGGAACCUAUCUCAGUGGACGAUAUCAUAGCGCGGAGGAAGCUACGUGCCCAUACGGGGAAACGGAAGAGGCCCAUAGAAGACGAAGGACAGGAGGAUGAAGACGAAGACAGUGAAGGAGAGGAGGAUGAAGACGAUGAGGAAUCCGAGGAGGAGGAUGAAGAUAUAGAGCAGGAUGGUUUCGAACUGCAAGGUGGAGAAGGAGAAGACGAAGAAGACCCUUUGGCAACUUCGGACGAGGACGACGACGACGACAAGGGGGGCUCAGAACAAGCGGCAGAAGCGGAGGAGGAGGAAGGAGCGUCUUCCGAGGACGAGUCCGAGGAGGAAACCCAGGUGGAAAAAGACCGUAAGGCCGCUUUCUUCGACUCCGAAGCUGCACCGGCCGAAAACCACACAUCCUUCCUGUCCAUGAAUCUUUCUCGUCCCAUCAUCAAGUCCCUCACGACCCUCAGCUUCACUUCACCCACACCGAUCCAAGCAGCAACUAUCCCCGUAGCCUUGCUUGGGAAGGACGUCGUCGGUAAUGCUGUCACCGGUUCAGGAAAGACCGCAGCGUUCAUCAUCCCAAUGCUGGAGCGACUCAUGUACCGUGAUCGCGGGAAGAAAGCCGCCGCGACUAGGUGUCUUGUGCUCGUUCCCACUCGCGAACUCGGUGUGCAAUGUUACGAGGUUGGUAUCAAGCUUGCCGCGCAUACGGACAUUCGAUUGGCGUUGGUCGUUGGUGGUCUCUCCGUGAAGUCCCAGGAGGCGACUCUUCGCACACGACCGGACGUGGUUAUUGCUACUCCUGGUCGUCUUAUUGACCACAUUCGAAACUCGCCCACUUUCACCCUUGAUGCUCUCGAUAUUCUCGUGCUUGACGAGGCUGAUCGUAUGCUUGAAGACGGCUUCUCGGACGAGCUCACGGAGAUCAUCAAGUCGUGCCCGACAUCCCGUCAAACGAUGCUCUUCUCAGCAACAAUGACCGAUUCUGUCGACGAGCUGGUUCGCAUGUCUCUCAACAAGCCAGUCCGGCUAUUCGUGGACCCCAAGCGUAGAACAGCCAGCGGACUCCUUCAAGAGUUCGUUCGAGUCCGUGCUGGGAAGGAGGCCGAACGGUCUGCUCUUCUUGCGACACUGUGUAAGAGGACGUUCAAGACUCGGGUCAUCAUCUUCUUCCGAAGCAAGAAACUUGCCCACCAGAUGCGGAUUGUCUUCGGGCUGCUGGGCAUGAAGUGCGAUGAGUUGCAUGGUGACCUUACCCAAGAACAGCGAUUGAGGGCUCUUCAACAAUUCCGCGACGGAGCCGUAGACUUCCUCAUGGCUACCGACCUAGCCUCGCGCGGUCUGGACAUCAAAGGGGUAGAGACGGUUAUCAAUUAUGACAUGCCGGGCCAGCUUGCGCAAUAUCUUCACCGCGUGGGAAGAACCGCCCGAGCCGGGAAGGAAGGACGGUCCGUGACACUUGUGGGCGAAGCAGACCGCAAAUUGCUCAAGGCGGCGAUCAAACACUCUUUCGGUGAAGACCAAGUCCGCCAUCGACAAGUACCGCCUGAAGUAGUUGGCAAAUGGUCACAGAAACUGGAGUCACUGAAAGGCGAGAUCUCCGAGAUCCUCCAAGAGGAGAAGGAAGAGAAACAGAUCCGGCAGGGAGAGAUGGAGCUCAAAAAGGGGCAGAACAUGAUCGAGCAUGAAGCGGAGAUCUUCUCGCGACCGGCUCGCACUUGGUUCCAGACUAGGAAGGAGAAGGCCCAGGCUGAGGCUGUAAGCAAGCAGCAGUACGAGGCCGGCUUCGAGGCCAUCGAAAAGGGAAAAUCGAAAAAUCCCGUUGAAGCGAAGCCCAAGCGAGAGAAGUUUGCGGGGCUGUCUCGGCGGGCCAAGCGGAGGAAGAUGGCGAUGGAAGAGGACGAGGCGCCAGAUAGUGGGGCCAUUCGAGCUGCUGUCCGGUCGGCCAAGAAGGCGUCGCGUCCGGGUAAGAUUGGCGAACCCGAGAAGCGGCCGGUGUCGUCAAAGGAGAAGAGGAAAAAGGCUCGGGCAAAGUCGGUCUCCAAACCAAAGGGCAGUGCGUUCGAGAAGGACCUCGGCCAGCGAGCCCCUCGAGAGGGUGCCCGAGCAAAGAAAGGCGAUGUCAUCGGGGGUAUGGGUAAGAAAAAAGGCGGAAAGCGGAAAGCUUGA
Molecule: messenger RNA, 2292 nt
Organism: Epithele typhae
Lineage: Eukaryota; Fungi; Basidiomycota; Agaricomycetes; Polyporales; Epitheliaceae
Product: DEAD-domain-containing protein
Exons: 8
Coding region: 1-2292 (763 amino acids)
Molecular function (GO): nucleic acid binding; ATP binding; RNA helicase activity
Source: RefSeq, a predicted model, not a curated record